AUGGACUCCGAAGGGACAGAGACAAGUAGGAGAAAUGACAGCGUUGGACAGGAUAUUAGGGCUGGCUUUGGUUUCUUUUGGAUAUUGAGGGCCAUACUUGACAGGGCAGCAUUGCUAAUACUUACAACUUUGCAGAAUGAUCCAAGUUGUCUUGAGAAAGACAAGCCAAUGAGAGUACCCCCAAGUAGCGUGGAGCAUUCAAUCAUCCAACAUCUAGUAACAGGAGCAUCCAUUUAUCGGCAAAUUCCCGUCACAAAUUUCAUGUGUAAAAGUGAGGACAUUAAGCCGCUGUCAAAGAGAUAUUUUAAGUUUGAUGAGGAAUUACUUUCACCAUCAGUGAGGCGUGCAGAGAGGACGACGACAUCUGGAUCAUCAGGAGACGGCUCCAUGAUAAAUUCAUCCCCAUCCGUUGACACGGUGAUAGAGGAUCUAGUGACAUGUCUGCAUACAGUACAGGAUGUUCUUUCCAGCAUGGAAACACAGGUUGCAGGUCCUAUAUUCUGUUAUCAACCAAUCUUGGAGCAGCAAGACGGCAAUUUAUUGAUGAUUGCCAUGGGCAUAGAAAGGAACUUGGACAUGCUUGAAUACCAUCAGGUUAAGAAGGAUGAGAACACUUCGAUAAGAAUAUUCAACCACUUGAAACACUUGCUGCAAUCCAUUUUACCAGUUUUAUCAACAACAUUUGAGGAAUACCUUGUGAGCAUGAAUCUGAAAAGGGCAACCUCUGUUCUUCAGAGGCCAGGUGGCUUGACAGCACCCAUUAUGCCUAAUCUGGAUAACAUCAGAAGCCAACUUGCCACUGCCAGUCCAUCUGUGGAGAUGCAAAACCAGUCAGGAAUGGAAGAAACAAUAGAGAUGCAGCUUGUGGAGAAAGGACAAGAUGGUAUAUAUUUAGUGCCGUUUCUUCUUUCUAAUGAGGCUGAAGAUUUUGUUGUCCCAAUACAGAAUAUAUAUAAUAAUGCAAGGGUGAAACAACAUUUUGACGCGAGAAUGCUGGUUAACCUUUCUGGCGGAUCCACAAUGAUUUCCUCUAAAGUUUCAGUUACGAGCUGUAUAAAUGAACUAAUGAAUGCCCAUGUAAUCAACUCAGACAAUCAUUUGCCUCCUGUGCACAGCCAUGAAUUUAUAAACUGGAUAGAAAAUCUAUUUUCUGUUUGUGGUGGUAGUCGAAAGGCACAUGACCAAAAGAUGAAGGAUCUUGAGGAGGUUAUUCAGUGUGGUUUGGCUGGAAAGAAGUUUCUGUUAAUUUUGCAUGGUAUCUCUGAAGAUCAAAUGGCCCAAUGGGAGUAUUUGUUCAGAGCAAUCAAGUCUGGCAGCAAAGGCAGCAAAAUUAUUGUUUCAACAAGAAGUGCAAAUGUGGAAAAAUCAGUGAGAAAUGUAAAUAUCCUGCAGAGUGAUGAAGUUGAGAACAAUGUAUCUUGGCGCUUUUUCAGAAACUUUGCCUUUGACAGCUUUAACAUAGAUGGUUAUCAAGUGGAACUUGGCAUACAAAUGAGUACUCUGUUGAGGCGGUUUCCUAUAGCCAUGAAAAUGAUUGGAUGCAUGUUAAAAAAUAACCCUACGAAGAAAUUUUGGAGAAGUGUUUACCAAAACAUAAUCCAAAUAGUAAUAGACAGAAAAGAAGCAGAUGAUCACGUCCAACUUCUCUCACUCCUCAAACUGUGUUAUGAUCAAUUGCCUGCACCUGUAGGCCUGUGUUUCAGUUAUUGUAGCUUAUACCCUAAAACCUGGAGGUUCACAGAUCAAAGUUUAAUUCACAUUUGGAUGUCGGAAGGAAUCACGGAAGAUGUAGGGAGGAGAUAUUUUGACUGCUUGUACUCAAGAGGCUUUCUUGAACUAUUAAAUCUGCAUUGCAGACAAUCUCCAACAUGCUAUGUUAUGCAUCGUUCUGUUCACCGUUUGGCAGAAGUUGUCUCUGCAAAAUGGUUCCGUAGAGUUGAGAGCAAUUAUCUGCCAGCAAGUUCACGACUUAUGACCCAUAUGUCAGUUACGAGUGGUUUUCUUCCCACCUUACGGAAGUUCAGAUGGCGAAUCACUGAGCUGCAUCUGCGCACUCUAAUUGUGUUUGGUCCAUCUGAACAUACUGAACCCAGCACAGAGGACAUUCUUGAUGAAAUUCUUAGAAGCCAGAAGUAUAUAAGAGCACUUGAUUUAACUGGAUGUGGUAUGCAGAAGCUGCCUGAACUGUCCAAUGAGUCGAGACAUCAUCUUCGCUAUUUGAGCCUCCAAGAUACCGGUAUUGGAACACUGGAAAAUUUUGACAAAUUUUACCAUCUCCUGGUUUUUAACAUCCGAGGUUGUCAACUAAGAAGUUUGCCAGAUCAUACUUCACAAAAAUUAUUGAGAGUAAGGCAUAUCAUUGGACCUGCUUCCCUGGUUUCAUCAAUACAUCAUAUCGGGAAUCUCAAGAAUCUUCAAGAGCUACAAGAGUUCAGAGUUGGUAAGCGACCUGGGCAUGGUAUAGAGGAGCUACAAGAUAUGAAUCUGAGAAAGUCACUCUCUAUUACAAACCUCGAGAACGUAAUAAGUGCAACAAAAGCAGGCGAGGUUAACUUAAGCUUGAAGACUUGUCUUGUUUCUCUGAGACUAGAAUGGCAUUCCGCAGAGGAAACCUCGCAAUCGAUGAGCACAGUAGUUCUUGAACAGCUCCAACCACCGAACUCUCUCAAUGAACUGGAAAUCAAUGGGUACCCAGGCUUCGUAUUUCCCACCUGGUUUACCGAAGAUCAUCUGAUAAAUGUGAAGAAAGUCACACUGAGGAAUUGUUCGUUUGUCAGUGUGAUUGCCCCUCUGGCCAAGUUUCCUAGUUUGGAAGAGCUGAUUUUAGAGAGAUUUUCUAUGUUGGAGAGAAUAUCAGAAUCUGAAGAAUCUGAUCGGACAAGUUACUUCAAAUAUCCUUUCAGAUUUUUAGGGUUUCCAGCAGAGACAUCCUGUCGCUUCCCAAGAUUGGUUAAACUUCGCAUUGAGGAUAUGACAGUACUAGAAGAAUGGACAGAGCAACAACCAUGCUUCCCCUGCCUUGAGGAACUUACAGUAAGGAACUGCCCGAAACUCGCUGUUUUGCCUCCUCUUCACCAUGCUAGAGUUAACAGGAUGCAUAUAGAGGGGUUGCCAUUGAUAUCCUUUAAUUCUUCUAGGAUGGGAUCAGUUGUUCCUUUUGGUGCAUUUCUGGAUGUUCCUAAUCGAUGUCCCAAUAGAGUUGAAGCUAGAGCAUUGCAGCCAUCUAGGGUGUUCAUCCUGCGACAUUGCCCCAACCUAUCAACUUUCACAAUUACAGCAGACAAUUCUAGUUCUAGCCACGGCUUUGGGCCUCUACUUCAGCUAGAAAUAACUGACUGCAAGAAACUGAAGUCCAUUCAAGGUGCAUUCGCCUUUGUUGAGAAGCUGUACAUUGAGAAAUGCCACAGUUCUCUGAAACUGCAUAAUGGCAAUGCGAUGAAAUCACUCCACACUCUGCAUAUCGACAGCGUCGCAACGCAUAUGGAUCCAUUUCUGCUUGGCCUCCGGGCUCUCAGAAUCCUGAUCAUCAAAGACAGCGAAGAACUGAACUCACUCGAUGUAUUGCUGGAAUCUGACCAUUUGCCGGAUACACUGGAGCAGCUGCAGUUGAUCAACUGCAACAGCAUCAAAUCGCUGCCAUGGAAUAUGGACCGGGUCCUAGUUCUUGAGAGCCUCCAAUUGAUCAACUGUCCUAACAUGCAAUUCUUGCCUUGCCUGCCUAAUAAUCUGACUGAACUGCGCAUCAGUGGUUGCCCCAUUCUGAAGGAGAAGUAUGGCGAAUAUGGUCCUGAAUGGGACAACAUAUCCCAUGUGCCUUAUGUUUCUUUUGAUUAAGAAUGAAUUGUUUUCUGAACGAUGUGUUCUUAUUAGAGAAUGUGUGUUCUUUGACUUGUAGUAGAUUUUCAUUUAGUGAUUAUUGGUAUUACAUUAUGAGUAGUAAUAUUUCUGGGGUUGUAAAUCGCUUCUUGCGUGACUACUGACUAGAGUAUUAUUACUCAUCACGCUUCUAAUUGCCAAACACUUCGAAAUUUAGGGUUCACUACUUCGGUAUAGCACAAAAAUAAAAAAAAAUGAUGUCGGAGGUCAUCUCAUCGAACUUCAGAAAUUUCGGAAAUCCUAUUAAUGAUAAAAAAUAAAUUUCAGAAAUAUCUAGAAUGCUCUCGGGAAUUUCGAACGAAAGAUUCAAACAAAUUACUAAUAAAUUUGAAUAGAUUUUGCUGCAUUUGA
Molecule: messenger RNA, 4227 nt
Organism: Oryza sativa Japonica Group (Japanese rice)
Lineage: Eukaryota; Viridiplantae; Streptophyta; Magnoliopsida; Poales; Poaceae
Product: putative disease resistance protein At3g14460
Source: RefSeq, a predicted model, not a curated record